GGGCCGCUGGCGGGGGCGGUGCGCGCUCCGCGGCAUGGCGGGCACGGCGGCCCGGAGCCCGCUGCCCUUGCUGCUGCUCCUGCUGCUGCCAGGCACCAGCGCCGAGCCGGAGCUGCGCUUCAGGCCGCCGGCCGAGGCCCCCGUGCGGCUCUUCACCGAGCCCGAGCUGGCCAGAUACGACGGGCAGCAGGAAGGACAGCCCAUCUACCUGGCGGUGAAGGGAGUAGUGUUUGAUGUCACCUCUGGAAAAGAAUUUUAUGGAAAAGGAGCCCCAUACAAUGCUUUGGUUGGAAAAGACUCAACAAGAGGAGUUGCAAAGAUGUCUCUGGAUCCAGCAGAUCUUACACAUGACACAACAGGACUCACAGAAGAGGAACUGAAGUCCCUGGAUGACAUCUUCAAUAAUGUUUAUAAAGCCAAAUACCCAAUUGUUGGCUACACUUCUCGGCGAAUUCUGAAUGAGGAUGGCAGCCCCAAUCUGGACUUUAAACCUGAAGAUCAGCCACAUUUCAGCAUCAAAGAUGAGUUUUGAGGAACAUUUUUGUACCUAGAGAAUGCCUGUGGAGAGGCACAACAUUAAAUGACUUCCCUGUGCUGUGGGAAUCAGAUUACAACMAUUUACUAUCAUGAGUCAGUUUUCUGCUCAGAAAAUCCGUGUGUGUGCCCACACAUUGUUCAGAGGAAGCAAACAGAUCUGAGAUCUGUGGUAGUGUCACACACUUGGGCUGUUURCUGGAAAUUAUGGGAAUUAUUUAACCUGCAAGUUUUUUCUGCCUGGAUUUCUCUGUUAGRAAGUGUAUAAUGUAAAAUUGCAUUCCUUAGAAGAGAGGAGGAAGUUUUUAAUAACUGAAAUACUAAAGUUUAGGGUUUUGUGACUGGUCUUUUUGCAAAUCCCAAGUUGUGAACCACUCUUUGGGAAAGUGCAAUGCAUUUUUGGGACAAACUAACAUCACACUCUGUGCUUCAUGUGAGUGUGGGUAUCCAAAGUACAAACAGGUGCAAUAGAGGCUUACAUUUUGAAAAGCAUUAUGGGUUUAAUAUUUGUUAAGUUUGAGA
Malurus melanocephalus (red-backed fairy wren) is the source of this 1056-nucleotide messenger RNA. It is a transcript of the gene NENF, whose product is annotated as neudesin neurotrophic factor. NCBI's taxonomy places the organism in Eukaryota, Metazoa, Chordata, Aves, Passeriformes, Maluridae. The record is from RefSeq and is a predicted model, not a curated record. The coding region runs from base 35 to 532 and encodes 165 amino acids. Gene Ontology annotation, cellular component: endomembrane system; membrane. The transcript is spliced from 4 exons.